Messenger RNA from Schizosaccharomyces cryophilus OY26, 1120 nucleotides. Its product is annotated as DNA-directed RNA polymerase complex I subunit Rpa12. The record is from RefSeq and is a predicted model, not a curated record. Lineage: Eukaryota; Fungi; Ascomycota; Schizosaccharomycetes; Schizosaccharomycetales; Schizosaccharomycetaceae. Gene Ontology annotation, molecular function: nucleic acid binding; zinc ion binding; DNA-directed RNA polymerase activity. Gene Ontology annotation, cellular component: RNA polymerase I complex. The transcript is spliced from 2 exons. Bases 196 to 555 code for a protein of 119 amino acids. Gene Ontology annotation, biological process: termination of RNA polymerase I transcription; DNA-templated transcription.
UGUACUAUCAUCAAAUUUUUGCUUUCCCUCUAACCGUAAGUUUAUUUACUAACGUGCGUUUCGCUAUUUUACCCAAUAAAGUAUAGUAAACCCUAGUACGUAGAACGAUAAGUUUGCUUUACUUUUGAUGCAAAAAAGAAAAUGCGCUCCUUUCCUUCACCUUUGCUUUCCACCUAAAGGAAAAGACAAACCAACAUGUCAGCCAUUGGAUCCUUGGUUUUUUGCUCUGAAUGCGGAAAUCUUUUAGAAAGUACUACGGCACAAUGGACCACAUGUGAUCAAUGUCAAUCUGUUUAUCCAUCUUCGCAAUUUGCAAAUUUGGCUGUUGAAACGAAAAGUGGACCCAAUGCUUUUCCUUCUGCUCUGAAAUUAAAACAUAGUAUUGUCCAAGUGGAAACACAAAAGGAGGAAGCUGCGACGAUUGACGAAAAGUGUCCUAAGUGUGGUAACGAUCAGAUGACUUUCCAUACCUUGCAAUUACGAAGUGCCGAUGAAGGUUCCACUGUCUUUUAUGAAUGUCCUAGGUGUGGUUACAAAUUCAGCACGAAUAAUUAAAAGAAAAAGCAGGUGUCUUCAAUUUGGGUCUCAUGUCCGGUUCUUUUUCCUCUCUCCUUACGAAAGUGAAAAAUAAAAAAGCGAGGAAAUAGGUAUAUUUCUUCAUUUUGGGUUAUUUUUGGUUUGGUUCAUCGGUUAAGCUUGUAAUUUGUCUUUCUUCUUUUUUUUUUGGAUUAGGUUUCUCUUCUCCAUAUUUAAUACCCUGGAGACGACCAUUACCCUUGAACAGACGGUACAUUAACUAUAGUUUUCUUGAACUAUAUAACUAUAUCGCAUACUAUCUAGAAAGCUUUUCCAUCGUUUACAGUCGUUCACUUCUUUCCUUUAGUGGUCCUAGACAUGCAUUUCAUAAAAAAACAUACAUAGAAUAAAAGGAAUGAUAAAUGGCUUUAUGUAUCUGGGAUGUCUGAUUACGUUAUUUUUAUACUACACCUAGACGAUUUCGUUUUUGUAGUAUCGUAUGUUAUGUAUUGUCAAAAUGUAUUUUAUAAAACUUGAUUCUCUGAAAACUUUUAUUUAUGGAAAAGGAAUGUGUCAUAAAUGAAAGCGACUACUUUAAUUUGGC